AUUUAUUCAGCUGGACAAUGGCCUCCGAGCUCUCCUCAUCUCUGAUAUGGUGUCCUUGGGUCACACUGCCAGUGACUCCUCCGAUGAAGAUGAUGAAGAAGAAGACGACGAUGAUGAUGAUGAAGAGGAGUGGGACUCUGAAGAAGAGGGCGAGGAGGAUGAUGAUGAAGAAGAUGAAGAUGAGGAGGAUGAGGACAGCGAGUGUACCAAAGACAAGAAGGGGUGCUCUGAGAAGCUGUCUGCAGCUGCCCUCUGCAUCGGAGUGGGAAGUUUCAGUGAUCCAGAAGAUCUACCCGGGUUAGCGCACUUCUUGGAACACAUGGUUUUCAUGGGCAGCGAAAAAUACCCAGAUGAGAAUGGCUUUGAUGCGUUCCUUAAAAAGCACGGAGGCAGCGAUAAUGCCUCAACAGACUGCGAACGCACUAUUUUCCAGUUUGAUGUACAGAGAAAGCAUUUCAAGGAGGCCCUGGACCGGUGGGCACAGUUCUUUAUCUCCCCGCUGAUGGUCAGUGAUGCUGUAGACCGGGAAGUACAAGCUGUGGACAGUGAAUAUGAGCUCGCUCGGCCUUCUGAUGCCAACCGUAAGGAAAUGCUUUUUGGGAGUCUGGCAAAACCUCAGCAUCCAAUGGGAAAGUUUUUCUGGGGAAAUGCUCAGACUUUGAAGUAUGAACCCGAAGCGAACAACAUUGACACCCACAGCCGGCUCCGAGAGUUCUACAGGACGUACUACUCUGCGCACUACAUGACGCUGGCUGUGCAAUCUAACGAAACUUUGGAUACACUGGAAGAAUGGGUGAAGGAGAUAUUUAGUAACGUUCCCAAUAAUGGUUUGCAAAAACCUGAUUUUAGUUACCUGAGUGACCCUUUCGACACCCCAGGAUUUAAUUCACUUUACAGAGUCAUCCCCAUUAAGAAGGUUCAUGCUCUCACUAUAACAUGGGCUCUUCCACCCCAAGAAAAGUUUUACAAGGUGAAACCUCUUCACUAUAUUUCGUGGCUCAUUGGACAUGAGGGUAAAGGCAGCAUUCUGUCCCUGCUGCGCAAGAAGUGCUGGGCACUCGCUCUGUUUGGAGGAAACAGUGAGACCGGCUUUGAGCAGAAUACAACAUACUCUGUGUUCAGUAUUUCCAUCACGCUGACAGACGCAGGAUAUGAACACUUUUAUGAGGUUACUCAUUUGGUAUUCCAGUAUCUGAAAAUGUUACAGCAUCUGGGCCCACAAGAGAGGAUCUUCCGGGAAAUUCAGCGAAUUGAGGCCAAUGAAUUUCACUAUCAAGAGCAGACUGAUCCUAUAGAAUUUGUUGAGAAUAUCUGUGAGAACAUGCAGCUGUUCCCCAAAGAAGAUUUACUGACUGGAGAUCAGCUUCUCUUCGAGUACAGCCCUGAUGUGAGU
This is a messenger RNA of Hyla sarda, 1393 nucleotides long. RefSeq names its product nardilysin-like. The annotation marks the transcript as partial. The record is from RefSeq and is a predicted model, not a curated record. Gene Ontology annotation, biological process: proteolysis. The transcript has 14 exons. NCBI's taxonomy places the organism in Eukaryota, Metazoa, Chordata, Amphibia, Anura, Hylidae. Gene Ontology annotation, molecular function: metalloendopeptidase activity; metal ion binding.